Messenger RNA from Nothobranchius furzeri (turquoise killifish), 1310 nucleotides. RefSeq names its product sterile alpha motif domain containing 13 (gene samd13). The record is from RefSeq and is a predicted model, not a curated record. Gene Ontology annotation, cellular component: nucleus. Lineage: Eukaryota; Metazoa; Chordata; Actinopteri; Cyprinodontiformes; Nothobranchiidae. Gene Ontology annotation, biological process: negative regulation of DNA-templated transcription. Gene Ontology annotation, molecular function: histone binding; chromatin binding.
CUUGAUGUUGUGGGCGAAGGAAGCGAAUGUGAAGAAGCUAGUUGUCUUACUUGAUUAUAAUUUGAAUUUAUCAAAUAAGUAUCGCUGUUUAUUAAUUUGUAAAAUAGCGUGAUAGAAAUGCAACUUUUCCUUGGUGGAUUGAUGCGCGCAGUUUAGACGAGGAAUUGUUUUCGAGGCAGAAUCAUCAGAAAUAAGAGCUGACACUUCCAAGUGACUGUCAGGCUGGGAGACAGACGAUGAGAGUGUUUGAUCUGCCAACAACUCCUGAGCUGACAGAAGACGUCUGAUGAAAAAUUACUGCAACGAAACAUCCAGUAUGGAGGACAAUGGCUCAGUCGACACUAAAAGCCCAGUGGAGAAUGGUCAGCUGCCAGAUCCGUCCAACUGGGGAGUUGCUGAUGUUGUUAAUUAUUUUAAAGCAACAGGGUUUGAGGAGCAAGCCACAGCUUUUCAGGAUCAGGAAAUUGAUGGCAAGUCUCUGCUCCUGAUGACGCGUAACGACGUCCUAACGGGGCUGUCCAUAAAACUUGGUCCAGCACUGAAGAUCUAUGAGUACCACGUGAAGCCGCUGCAAACUCAGCACCUGAAAAGCAACGCCUCCUAGCAGCGCAGCUCGUCCCACCACCAAACCUCAGCGACAAUCAUCCGUGACAGGAGACCCCAGGUUAGCUGCGGCUUCACAAAGACUUCACUGCCCACAGUGGCACCUGAAGCCAGAUUUUAAUGCUGUAUGAUUUUAUGAGCAUGGACUCCAAAUAAUGAUGUGCACUUGGCGUCCAUGCAGCUGUUUACAUGUUCAGCCAUUCUUAUCUCUGCUGCUUGAGAUGUGUAAUUUAUUUUAUGUGUAUUUUAUUUAAAAAUAUGGAGCUUUGGAGUGAGUAUUCUGCAGGUAUGAGUUUUGAGUGAUCGUGUGUGUGUUUGUGUGUGAACAAAGUUUUGUACAUAAGAUUAUCUAUAGUUGAAAAUGCUGUUUUUCCUGUCAUACCUAAUAUCUUUGAUAUACGGCGAUAAUGUGUGUUUUUUGUUCUAAACUGCACAUCUGAGUCCAUGAGUAUUCCUGAGCAUGUAACAAUGAAGCGAUUUGUUUUCCCACACACAAGGACCCGAACCAAAUAGUCUCUUGGUUUCUGCAUUCAUUAGAUUUGAGGCUCUUGUUGUGUAAAUAUCCUUACUAUGUACCUACCUGCGGUGCUUUCAACUUUGUCGCACAGACGGUUGCGCUGAAGUGUUCAUGACAGGCGCAACAUAACACUGGAGUGUGGAUUUCUGACUCUGAGAUUUGUGAUAAACGGUGCUCUUUUCUCACCAAA